Molecule: messenger RNA, 1478 nt
Organism: Momordica charantia (bitter melon)
Lineage: Eukaryota; Viridiplantae; Streptophyta; Magnoliopsida; Cucurbitales; Cucurbitaceae
Gene: BB
Product: RING/U-box superfamily protein
Biological process (GO): negative regulation of organ growth; floral organ development; protein ubiquitination
Molecular function (GO): ubiquitin conjugating enzyme binding; ubiquitin-protein transferase activity
Source: RefSeq, a predicted model, not a curated record
CCCUUUACUCAGAGAUGGGAAAUGGAUUAUAGCCAGAAAACAAACUGAAGGAAGAAAGAAAAAAGAAAAAAAAAACAGACCCAUUAUCCCAUUUCCUUUCAUUUUCAUCUCUCUCUCUGCUGAACUCUGUUAGAAGCCAAGAGUUCUAGAGAGAGAGAGAGAGAGGGAGGAAAAAAAAAAGAGUUCUAGAGUGAGAGAGAAAGAUUUUUCCUCUGUCAGAGCGUGAAGAGAUUUUCUGGGGGAGUUUCUGUUUGGUUGUCCAGAAAGGAAAAUCCAUAGGAUUUUGCCUUGUGUUUUCCUUUUGGGUACAUAAAAAGAAAAUUUAAAUUUGGCGAAUUAUAGUGCUGUUUGCUGCUUAAGAUGAAUGAGGACAGACAAAUGGAAGUACAUUAUAUCGACACCGGCUUCCCGUACACGACGACAGAGAGCUUUAUGGAUUUCUUUGAAGGGCUCCAUCACCACCAGGUACCUGCUUAUGGCAAUGCUGGGCCAUUGCUUGAUCAGGGAAAUGCAUACUGGUCGAUGAAUAUGCAAUGUUACAAAUUUGGAGUAUCCGAUCCCGGGAAUACAUAUUACGGCCAUUCCGAGGAAAGUCAUCAUUUGCCACCUUCAAUGGAUAUUGGUGAAAGGGGGUGGGAGUAUCCUUCAACCGUGACUGUCGAAAAUCCUGAACCGACGUAUGCACCAUCGGUGGAGGAGGAUGUUGUAGAUGCUCAUUUUAUACCCGAAGAAGAAUGUGAUUUCAGUCAUCAAGAGGAGGAGACCAGUACAUCUCAAGUUGUAUGGCAAGAUGAGAUUGAUCCUGAUCACAUGACCUAUGAGGAACUAUUGGACUUGGGCGAAUCGGUUGGAACUCAAAGUCGGGGGCUUUCUGAAGAACAAAUAAGUCUGCUUCCGACUGCGAAAUGCAAGUUAACGAGCUUUUUCUCGAGAAAAAAGCCAGAGGAAAGAUGUGUGAUUUGCCAAAUGAGGUACAAGAGAGGGGACAAACAAAUAAAGUUGCCCUGCAAGCAUUUCUACCAUAACAAAUGCAUAACCAAAUGGCUUACUAUAAACAAAAUAUGUCCGAUCUGCAACAUCGAGGUGUUUGGAGACGAAGGCGUGAAUGCGUCUGGCAGCGAUAACCGACAGUAGAUUUUUGGAAGCUCUAACAUUUUGCUCCUCCUCUCCUUCCUUUUCCAUUUUUGCCUUCUCCUCCAUUUUGUACAUCUCUACUUAACUAAGUAAAAAUUAAGUACUCUAAUCCUCAAUCUUCCUCCCACACUUGCCUUCUGCCAAAGAGAAACAAAUUGUAACCUCAUUUAACAACUUAUCAACUUCUUCGCCUGAAGAUUGAAGUCUAGUUAUCAUCUUAAAUUUAGAUUAGCUUGUUUUAUAGUCAUUUUUCGAAAUCGGGGGUCUGUGUUGGAUUCUAGUGAUUAACGAUAUUCGGAUCUUUGGACAAGUCAAGAUUAGAUUGAGAGAUGUUUUGAAUCUAA